Molecule: messenger RNA, 3883 nt
Organism: Linum trigynum
Lineage: Eukaryota; Viridiplantae; Streptophyta; Magnoliopsida; Malpighiales; Linaceae
Source: the annotation of a GenBank genome assembly
CGUAAUUUCACUGCCGAGAGGAGCUUUGGGUGCGCUGAAACUUAACCAAAACGCGUGUUUUGGGCAAAAUACGGGCAUGGAAGAAUUACGACCGUAAUUCAGCCCGUAAUUCGCCCAGAAUCGGGUUUUUGAGGCAGAUUAGAGCCAAAGGAAAGAGAGAGCUGGGUUUUGGAUCCCAAACACCCAAGGGACGAACCCUAGAGAGAGAGAGCGACUUGGGAACAUUCUUGGAGCUACUUUGGAGGAUUUCUUCGCCAUUGGAGCUCGGGAAUCAAGCUUGGAGAUGGAGAUUGAAGAUCUAGAUCAGAUUUCUGCAGUCUCUCUCUUCUCUAUGGAGUAACUUCCCUUCACUUAGGUUUUGAGGAACCCUAGUUCCAUGAGUUAGGAUCUUUCUUGUAUGAAGUUUUGGAUGCUAUAUUGUUUGAUUAUAAUCGAAUGAUGCAUGUUUAUUGAGUCAAUUGAAGUCUGAUCAACUUUUCCUGAUUCCUGCUGCAAUCUGAGAUAGAUAGAAUCUGAUUAGGUUGCUAGAGUCUCAUCAUUCGGUAGUAGGAGAUUGGCUAUACGAGAGUUAGCCAGUUUACUGCUUUGUACUGGAAUUCAAUUCCAGUAGUGGAGUUCUGUGCUUAUUGCUUCAGCUUUCUAUCCCGGCGAAGACUAGUCGUCUGCCGGAUAGUUAGAUUGAGAGGGCUUGGUCAGCUUAAGAGAUUCCAAGCUACUGUCGGAUCUUCCGCAGUUUAAUCAACAGUAAAUCAACCAAAAGGAAUUACAACUUGGACCUAAUUGAGGAGCUAGGGGGAAUCAUACCUAAGUGAGUUCCCAAACUGUAAUUAGUAGUUUUACUUAGUUUAGUUAGUAGAGUAGUUUAGUUAAUCAAUCCUUAAUCUAGUCUGCUAGAUAAUGAACUGAAGCUGAGUAAUAGUAACUCUAGAGACCCGUGGAUUCGAUAUUUAUUACUUGUGCCACUAUACUGCAGUCCCUUUCAUUGGUUACACUUGGCCAUUGUUAGGUGUUGUGUUUUAGAGCAUCAAGUUUUUGGCGCCGUUGCCGGGCACUUUCUAGAUUAUUAGGAAAGGCAGAAGUUUGUUACUUUAGUGUUUUUCUUUUCUUUUCCACCCUUGCUUUUCACUUGGGUGUUUUUGUUGGUGCAGAUCUGAAUCAUGGAUCCGCAUGACUUCUCCAACCAGUGGGGGUAUCCACCACCAUCCGAGUGGUAUUACCCCGAGACUCCUUGGAGCAAUCAAGGAGGAGAAGACUAUGGAUUCGGGUUCCAGUACCAACCCCCUUUCUACGGAGAACAACCAGACCCCUGGGCAUAUCAAGAACAACCUCAUUACCAAGAAGACUUUCUCCCACAACCAGAAGGGCCGUCGGAGCUGGAGUUACCCAUGGCGGCCUUCACGGGCCACUCUGCAGAGCCAUGCUACACUUCACUGGAAGAUCCGAACAAACAAUUAAGACUUCUCGUGGAGCAGUUUGCUCGAGACACUGAGAGAUCAUGCUCCAAGAUGGAUCUUCAAAUCAAAGCCCUUGCUGCUUCCGUUCCCUCAUUUCUCCAUGAUAUGGAGGAGACUGUUCAGCGCUCAGCGAAGCAAACAGAGUGGGUGGAGCAAGUUUGCUCACAUCUUGCUCAAGAUCACCUUUCUGCUACCACGCUAGAAGAGGUGGAGGAUGACAAAGGCUAUGGGAGCGUUGAGGAGCAUACAGAAGUUAUCACAGAGAACUCUUAUGAUAAUCAUGAUCAGGAAAGUCCUUUGGUUGCAGACCACACCUUUCCUCAUUUAUGCUCUAACAUGCUGGGCCCGUGCGAGGAGAUGCAAGAUGAUCCCAUUGAAGAAAUUGCUUGGCGACUUGCUCUCCAAUCUGUUCUAGAAGAAGAAGAGCGAGCAAGGAUGAGGAAGGAAGUUGUGGAUGAUGAGGAAGAAAGAAAAGAAGAGGUUGUUCUUGAUCUUUUCCCAGGGGAGAGACCACAUUUUGAAGAAGAAAGGGGGGUUGAGGAAGCAAUUGGCGUCCAGGCUGAGGAUGAAGUUGAGGUGGAAGAGGCUUGCACCGGCCCUAUGUUACAUUUGAUAUCUCCACCAAACUUCGAGGAGCUGCUUGGCAAGGACCCAUUUGCAGUGUCUUUUUGCCAGACCAAGGCCACAUCAACAUUGGUCCCUCUUGGUGGACGCGAUGGUGGCCAAUCGAUGCUGUCAUAUCUGGUUUGGGGCAAUGAGACGAGAGAAGAGAAGAAGAGGUCUCGAGGGUGGAGACUUCAUUUGCAUCAAGUACAUGAGCCUUCAUCACCUGCCACACCAUAUGCUCGUGACUUGAGACUCCACCUCAUCGACGAGAACCUCAACUUCAAGGAGGUUUUGGGGUGGACCGAAACUUAGGAGCCAUCGUCCGGCUCAUGACGUGAAAGAAGCGCUUGUUGGGAGGCAACCCAACCAGACGGUUUGCAUUUCUUUCUCUAUUUCUCCUCGGUUGAGUCAGUUUUGUUAUUUGAUUUUAGAGUCAAUAACUCAACCUUUGUGAGAUUUUAUGUGGUGUUUGUGUUCUGAUUACUCUCUCUUCCUGGAAUGCACUGCCUGACCCGUACAUCAUCAUUCACCCUUGAUCUGGUAAUUUCGUUCUACCCUCCUUAUCUUUCCUCCAUUGAGGACAAUGUCGUGCUUAAGUGUGGGGGGGUGUUCGAUUAUGUAUGCGGGUGAAUGUUUGGCUGUUUGUGUGCUUGGAGCUUAGUUCACUGUCCAAAUUUUUAAAUUUGAGGGCUCCAAGUAUGUGUUUCCUUGCAAAUUGCCUGCUCAGUAUGCUUUGAAUUGACAGUCUCUAUAGUAAUGUGCAACCUAGGGAGGUAGUGUAGCACUAUGGAGGAUGUUGAAGUAUAAGAUUUUUCCUAUCUAGCUCUCUGUUGUGCCAGUUGAUUUGUGAAUUAGUGGAGCUAAGACCGUUGAAUUCAUGUGGUAAUGGUGACUCUGUUUGGAUUAUGUUAUGGACUCGUGUAUCGAACAGGGUGCUCAUAUGGAAAAUGGGAAGCAGUUGGUCCUCCAUGUCAAAAUCAUUAAAUCUUAAACAUGGGGUAAGCCCAACGUGUGCGGCACCGUUCAUUGCAAAAAAUCGGGUUUUGGAAGAGAUUUUAGUGAUCCUUAGUGGGAUACUCCUACAAGGUGAAGCUAAGUUGUCUCUAGUACAAGUAAAACUUCCACCCGUUGAAUGGUUUGCCUACUUGAGGAUGUGUUUUUAAGGGCACGGAUAGAGCUUCCGACCCCCCUUAAUUUCAUUGACCCUCCACACGAGUUGAGGAAAAGGAGUUAAAAGAAGUACUCUGGCGAGCUCCAGAUGUACAGAAAUUGCUCUUGCUCGACUAAUAAGGGUCGACCAUGCAAAAGACUGCAGUUGGAACCCCACCAAAUGAAAGAAAAAAUGUAAAUGAAAGUGAGAAAAAGGGGUUCCAACGGUGAAAUGAAGUGAAAGAGCACCCCGGUACAACGAGUCCUUGGUAGUGAAUGGUGUGAGUCCCUUUAUCCAUGAACUGACUGUCUUACUUCUACUUCUUCUCAUGAUCCUGGCUUGAGUCUAGUACUCGCAUUGAGAGAGAUAGGGAACGUCUUAGAAGACCAGUUGACCUCGUAAGCUGCUAUAUGAUCUAGGAAAUCCUCUACCGACGAUCGAGGUUGUAUGUUGAUAUAGAGGUCUGGAGAGCUGCAUUGGUUUGAGUUAGGUUUGCUUGGGGACAAGCAAACGGUUAAGUGUGGGGGAAUUUGAUGACUCGAUAUUUGCACAUGUUUUCCCCUUUGUUUCUUGAUCGUUUAAGCUUGCAUUAUCGCUUCUUUGGCCUAUUUUACGCUAGGUUGUGUUCCUUUGUCACAUUUCAGGCCCUAGCAAAUAAAGUGAAUCAUAGGCG